AUGAGGAGAGAACUUUGUUCGCUGGCCUUUUACAGAGCCUUAUUUGCUGAAUUUUUAGCCACACUGAUCCUUGUGUUUUUUGGACUGGGUUCUGCUCUGAGAUGGCCAGCUGCUCUUCCAACAGUGCUACAGAUCUCCUUGGCCUUUGGUUUGGUGAUAGGCACAAUGGUCCAGGUAAUGGGGCCCAUUAGCGGAGGUCAUAUAAAUCCAGCAGUGACAUUUGCCUUUGUUCUUGGAUCCCACAUAUCCAUAUGGAGAGGUAUUUUGUAUGUCAUUGCCCAGCUUCUGGGAGGAUUGGCUGGUGCUGGUAUUCUGUAUGGUGUGGUCCCACCACCUAUCCGAGGAAACCUUGCAAUAAACACACUCAGUAACAAUACAAGUCCAGGACUUGGUUUUGUCGUUGAGAUGUUUCUUACCCUACAACUGGUUUUGUGUGUCUUUGCAUCUACUGACAGUCGCCGGACUGAUAAUGUAGGCUCUCCAGCUAUAUCUAUUGGCCUUUCUGUUACUUUGGGUCACCUUAUAGGGAUAUACUUCACUGGUUGCUCUAUGAAUCCUGCCCGCUCCUUUGCUCCAGCGGUCAUAGUGAAAAGCUUUCGGAACCAUUGGGUCUUCUGGAUUGGGCCAUUAGUAGGAGGGGCCGUAGGCUCUUUAUUGUACAAUUAUGUGCUUACUCCAACUGUGAGAUCCCCCAGAGAAAAGCUGGCCAUAUUUUUGGGGACAUAUGAUCCGGAAGAUGUCUGGAAUGAAGAGCCUGAACCGCACAAGAGACGCUCUUUGGAUUGUCCUGACCGUACUGUUCUACAACUUUCACGCCUAAAAGAUUGUUGAACAUCCAUCUGUCUAGGGCAACAAAGUGUUAUGCAUCCUCAUACCAGAGACCAAACAUCAUAGUUGGGAAGCUGCACAUCCGGACUAUUACCCUUGUUGAUUCGCUUGAACUACUAGAGAACCAGAUACCUCAUCGCUUUAUAUGGCAUGUCCAUGUUCUUCAUCUUGAGUUCCACCUAUU
Molecule: messenger RNA, 1012 nt
Organism: Hyla sarda
Lineage: Eukaryota; Metazoa; Chordata; Amphibia; Anura; Hylidae
Product: aquaporin-5-like
Exons: 5
Coding region: 1-831 (276 amino acids)
Biological process (GO): transmembrane transport
Cellular component (GO): plasma membrane; apical plasma membrane
Molecular function (GO): water channel activity
Source: RefSeq, a predicted model, not a curated record